Molecule: messenger RNA, 900 nt
Organism: Sycon ciliatum
Lineage: Eukaryota; Metazoa; Porifera; Calcarea; Leucosolenida; Sycettidae
Product: mRNA decay activator protein ZFP36L3-like
Exons: 3
Coding region: 1-900 (299 amino acids)
Source: RefSeq, a predicted model, not a curated record
AUGGUGCAUGGCAAACAUGUCGCUCCUGCUGCUGAGGCCACUGCUGCAACUACCAGCGCUGCUACCACCGCUGCUGAUGCCUUUGCUACUGCCGGUGCUACUGCCGUUGCCAUUGCUCCUGAUGCUGCCAUUGCUCCUGUUGCUGCCGUUGCUCCUGUUGCUGUCAUUGCUCCUGUUGCUACCAUUGCUUCUGUUGCUACGGUUGCUCUUGAUGCUGGCGUUGCUCCUGAUGCUGUCGUUGCCCCUGUUGCUGCCCUUGCUCCUGUUGCUACCAUUGCUCCUGUUGCUGCUGUUGCUCCUGUUGCUGCAGUUGCUCCUGCUGCCAUUGCUCCUGAUGCUGCCGUUGCUCCUGUUGCUUCCAUUGCUCCUAUUGCUGCGAUUGCUCCUGUUGCUGCCGUUGCUCCUGAUGCUGCUGUUGCUCCUGUUGCUGCUUUUGCUCCUGCUGCUUCCGUUGCUCCUGUUGCUGUGGUUGCUCCUGCUGCUGCCAUUGCUCCUGAGGCUGUCCUUGCUCCUGCCGUUGCUCCUGUUGCUCCUGCUGCUGGCGUUGCUCCUGUUGCUGCCGUUGCUCCUGUUGCUGCCGUUGCUCCUGCUGCUGCCGUUGCUCCUGAUGCUGCCAUUGCUCCUGUUGCUGCCAUUACUCCUGUUGCUGCCCUUGCUCAUGUUGCUGCAGUUGCUCCUGUUGCUACCCCUGCUUCUGUUGCUGCCGUUGCUCCUGAUGCUGUCAUUGCUCCUGUUGCUGCCCUUGUUCCUCUUGCUCCUGUUGCUACCAUUGCUCCUGCCCUUGUCGUUGCUCCUGUUGCUGCUGCUGCCGCCGCCACCGUUUCUGCUAAUGAUAAUAAUGCUGUAUCUGCUGCUGCUGCUGAUGCUAGGAGUACCUGUGACUUCUGUGUACAGUUCUGA